CGUUCUGAGAAAAAAUGACGGACCGUGGCGGAAGGCUUUAUAGCACUAAUGUAAAAAAAAACAGUGGGUUUUGAUAGACGUAUUAAAUCCAUGUUGUAUUACUCUGGAUAAUCAUCAGGCAUAUAAUUAACGUGGUAAUUAAUGUUAAGCAUCUGAGUAAAGUUAGCGUUUAAAGGAGCAAAGAAAAAACGUAUUUCCAGAUCAUGUUGGAAAACUCUCCAUCUCCUCUGCCUGAGAGGGCCAUUUAUGGGUUUGUUCUCUUCCUCGGAUCACAGUUUGGCUUCUUUCUGUAUUGCUUAUGGGCUUUCGUGCCAGAGGAUUGGCUUCAUUCAAUAGGGCUCUCUUACUGGCCUCAAAAGUACUGGGCUCUUGCGAUGCCAAUCUACUUGCUGGUCGCAAUAACAGUCUGUUUCAUUCUGUUAUUUGGUGUGAACAUGAGCAACACGGCACCGCUGGACUCUGUGGACAACAUCACAGAUGUGUAUGCACAAGGCCAGAGCACUGAGUCCUCCCGUAACGGAGGAAUACCCCGAUUGAAGGAUGUGUCAAUUAGUGAAGUCAACAAAAUGUUCUAUUUAUCACCCAGUAUGUAACAAGCACAGUCUGAUACUGCUGUGGACAGAGCAGAAGUAAAGCUGCAGGGGUUUUAUUUUGGUGUUACUGUUUGUCUUUUUUAUGAUAUGUUUUGUGCCUUAUUUAUAAGAAGAUAUAUUCUGUUGACUUUUUUGUUGUUUAAGCGUCUUUAUAAUGGUUAAAUGUGAAUACACUGGUCACAAUAAGAUGUAUAUUGAAUGAAAACAACUGUAAAUGGCUGUACUGUCUAUGUUAAAAUACAGAAUGUUUAUAUUUAUUAUUCUGUGCAAUAAACAUGUCAUAAAUAAUCAUA
This is a messenger RNA of Neolamprologus brichardi, 886 nucleotides long. RefSeq names its product phosphatidylinositol glycan anchor biosynthesis, class P (gene pigp). The record is from RefSeq and is a predicted model, not a curated record. Gene Ontology annotation, cellular component: endoplasmic reticulum. Gene Ontology annotation, biological process: GPI anchor biosynthetic process. Lineage: Eukaryota; Metazoa; Chordata; Actinopteri; Cichliformes; Cichlidae. Gene Ontology annotation, molecular function: phosphatidylinositol N-acetylglucosaminyltransferase activity.